GUUUCCAUGAUUGUUUUUCCUCUCACGAGAUUUGCCAAAGUGUGUCCACUUCCUGGCACUAGCCGCUCGCAGCCAUGAUGCAGGAAGGGCUGGACGACGGACCCGACUUCCUCUCCGAGGAGGACCGGGGACCGCGAGCGGUCAAUGUGGAUCUGGAGAUGGACGCUACACUACAGGUGGACAUCUCUGACGCUCUGAGUGAGAGGGACAAGGUGAAGUUCACUGUCCACACCAAGAGUACGCUCCCCAACUUUAAACAGAAUGAGUUCUCUGUGGUCCGACAACAUGAAGAGUUCAUCUGGCUGCAUGACUCGUUCGUCGAAAACGAAGAGUACGCAGGAUACAUCAUCCCCCCAGCCCCUCCCAGACCUGACUUUGAUGCAUCCAGAGAGAAGCUGCAGAAACUGGGGGAAGGAGAAGGGUCCAUGACCAAGGAGGAGUUUACCAAGAUGAAACAGGAGCUGGAGGCAGAGUACCUGGCCAUCUUUAAGAAGACUGUUGCCAUGCAUGAGGUCUUCCUUUGCCGUGUGGCUGCUCACCCCAUCCUCAGGAAGGACCUGAACUUCCACGUCUUCUUGGAAUACAACCAGGAUCUGAGUGUCCGGGGAAAGAACAAGAAGGAGAAACUGGAGGAUUUCUUUAAGAAUGUUGUGAAGUCGGCUGAUGGUGUUCUAGUGGCUGGAGUCAAGGAUGUGGAUGAUUUCUUUGAGCAUGAAAAGACAUUUCUAUUAGAAUAUCACAACAGAGUCAAAGACGCGUCGGCCAAAUGUGACAGAAUGAUCCGCUCGCAUAAAAAUGCUGCUGACGACAUGAACAGAAUCGCCUCAUCUCUGUACACAUUAGGAACACAGGACUCCACAGACCUCUGCAAGUUUUUCCUGAAGGUAUCGGAACUGUUUGAGAAAACUAGAAAAAUUGAAGCUCGAGUUGCCGCAGAUGAAGACCUGAAGCUGGCUGACCUGCUUAAAUACUACCUGAGGGAGUCACAGGCUGCAAAGGACCUUUUGUACCGCAGGAGCCGGGCUCUGGUGGACUAUGAGAACGCUAACAAAGCUCUGGAUAAAGCAAGAGCCAAAAACAGAGAUGUGUUGCAGGCCGAGACAAACCAGCAGCUUUGCUGCCACAAGUUUGAGAAGAUCUCUGAGUCUGCCAAGCAAGAGCUCAUAGAUUUCAAGACGAGAAGAGUGGCAGCAUUCAGGAAGAACCUGGUGGAGCUGGCAGAGCUGGAGCUCAAACAUGCCAAGGGAAACCUCCAGCUACUGCAAAGCUGUGUUGGUGUCCUGAAAGGUAACACUUAACCGUCCGAUCGCGCCUGCAGCCAGCUGGACACUAUAAGGAUGGAGCCUGUAAUAAUGGACAAACAACACUGAGAACUGCGGACCAGAGAGACAGCAGGGGGUCAAAAAUGACACGAAGUCUGUUUUCUUCAUCCGUUACCAAACACAGUCUUCACCAACCUCCUCAAUCUUCCUCUCUCUCUAAAGCCACCCACGCUUGUCCUUCUGCUUCAUCAUCAGAACUUCAACACCGGCACUGGUCCUGUUGGCCAAAUGCAAGCCCUGCAACACUUUUGCUGUGCUUUUGUUCUAGUCUAGCAGAAUCAUAAGUCAGUUUUGAGCUUCUAUUUUUUCUUUUCUUCCCUUCAACAUCCAUCAUUCGAAGGUCUUUAUUAUUAUUAUUAUUACCCAGAAAAAAAAUCUAGUUCAUCUGGGCUCUGCAGUCUGGCUCUAGUACCGCUCUGUCAACUCUACCGGGACAUUAAUUAGUAGUUGUGCUGAGUUUUAGCACUGUUCUAAAAACUCUUUUAAAUAGUCUAAAUGAAAUACAUUCACCAUAUAAUCUGAAGAUAAAUGCAAUGGCUAUGUGCUAAUGUGUUAGAUAAUUAAUCCACACUUGCUAUAAAGCAACCUGAAGCAGUAUAUUAACAUUUAUAACCAUCUCUCAGAAGUCGAUGCUGAAAGCAGCAUCUUGGUCUGAACUAACUGCUUCCUGUUUGUCUGGUAACCAUCAACUUACUCAGUAACCCAACAGUCUCCAGGGGCUAAAGACGACGCGACAAGGUAUUUUGUACUUAAAGAAAUCACCACCAAACUCCAUAAAAAAAAAAAAAAAAACAUAUCAAGAAAUAUAGCAAACAUCAUCUUAACCCUUUCUAGCUUCUCACACAUACCCACUACACCUCUGACAGAUUGUUCUCCUUACUGACGAGACAAAUUGCAGUGGAAAUAAAUAUGUUACAUAAUUGACCGUGGCUGAGGCAGGUUGUCCAGUUGCUCACUGAUUGGUAACCAAAUCAGCAAACAGACAAAACCACUUUAAAGCCGGAAGUUUUUUUUUUUUUUUUUUUUUUUUUACAGACAAGAGGUAUGCUUGUUGCCCGUCCACAUCUUCCUCCUCUGUUGUCAUUAUGGUGAUGCUUGUACGUCUGAGAGCCGUUUAAAUGUGUUACUGCUGGUGUGUGCAGAUGGAAGCCAGCUCUUGGUUCCUGUUCUAGUUUAAAUGUCAUUUAAAAAGAAAACAAUCAAUAAAAAAAAAAAAGACGUGUACAUGUUUGUAUUAACUAAUGAAUGCUAAUCGUCUGUUGCUUCGGUUUUCUCUGAGAUGCUUUUGUUUUCCAUUCCAGUCGAUGGUGGAGCUGCAGUCUUUUUGCCUUAAUGUCAGUCCUUCAGUUUGACUUUGUUUUUCAAAAAGAGAGAAAACUUCACUAUAAAUGUUUUCUUUUUGUAUUUUUUUUUUCAAUUUUACUGUAUAUGAAUGUUUUUUCACUCUUAUGUGACCAAAGCUUCCAUUACCAAUUAAAGAUGAACGAUUAAAAAUGGAGGUGUGAGGAGACAGAAAAAAAUUGAAAUGAAUGAUUUUGAAAUCCACAACAUUUUACUUGUUAAAUCUUCAGCAGGUCUGUAAUCCACCCUGGUCAUCCAGAUUCAAUAAAACUUUAUGGACACUUUUCUUACAA
Messenger RNA from Fundulus heteroclitus (mummichog), 2956 nucleotides. RefSeq names its product sorting nexin 6 (gene snx6). Gene Ontology annotation, cellular component: endosome. The transcript is spliced from 14 exons. The record is from RefSeq and is a predicted model, not a curated record. Gene Ontology annotation, molecular function: phosphatidylinositol binding. Bases 75 to 1298 code for a protein of 407 amino acids. NCBI's taxonomy places the organism in Eukaryota, Metazoa, Chordata, Actinopteri, Cyprinodontiformes, Fundulidae.